Messenger RNA from Polyodon spathula (Mississippi paddlefish), 1948 nucleotides. RefSeq names its product required for meiotic nuclear division protein 1 homolog. Bases 147 to 1499 code for a protein of 450 amino acids. The transcript has 12 exons. Gene Ontology annotation, biological process: positive regulation of mitochondrial translation. Lineage: Eukaryota; Metazoa; Chordata; Actinopteri; Acipenseriformes; Polyodontidae. The record is from RefSeq and is a predicted model, not a curated record.
UAUGGGUGCAGAAAACGUUUAACGCAAGUAUUGGAGAAACAAACUGCAUGGGAACUGGGAAUGCAGGGUGCAAAGGGUCGUUUACGGGGCUGACAGCGAUGGUCAGCAACGAACUUAUUUUUAUCAAGGAAAUAAACAGCUAAGCAAUGGCAGUUCGAGUAUCAGUCCUCCCAAUGUGGUUUCAACACUUCCCUGUGGAAAGAGCCCUCAUUAUACUCUUCACUGAGGGCACAGCCAGGAGCAAGCAGACCUUAUUGACUUUUUGUAGAGAGCAGAAGGUUCAACAGUGGAAGCUCACCCAGCCUUCAUUGUGUAAUGCAGUACAUUUAACACAGAAAAGCACAUCACAAUUACACAAAUGGAGUAGAUAUUCUUCUCAGACGAGCAUAAACCAACGGUAUUCCAGACCAAACUCAUUCACUGGCGCUCUCCAGAAAUGUACUCGUGGGGACCUUUCAGCUAGUUUGUCGGAUAAACGGCAGACGUGCAUCCAGUCCACAAGGUACCAAGGAUUACUGGAGCGGUUUUACUCAACAUCCACAGGGACCAGGCUGGUUACGAAACAAGCAGGGCUACCAGGGAAGAGACUACCAAAGGGACCAAGGACCAAACAGCCAUCCAGAGCUAACCAACCCCUUCUAGAAAAAACAGAGGACGUGAUGCAGUGCAUAGCUUACGCAACAGCAGAUCAGUAUCACCUGGCAACAUUGUGCCAUGAUCUGGUGUCCAGUGGAUUUUAUGAAAUAACAGACCUGCCCAGAGAUGCUUCAAAUGUACUUGUUGUCUGUACUGAAAUGGCUUCAAAACCAAACGAUCAUGGAAUAAUCUUCUUUUUCAGGGAAGGGUCUGUCGUCUUCUGGAAUGUGGAAGAUAAAAUGAUCAAACAUGUGAUGCGAAUCUUGGAAAAGCAUGAGAUCCAGCCCUAUGAAGUUGCUCUGGUUCACUGGGAGAAUGAAGAAAUAAACUACAGAGUAGGAGAGGGAAACUCAAAGUUACGUCGCGGAGAUAUCCUGCUGAACUCGGAGCUAGAACCUGACCAGGCAGUGCUGGAGAAAUUUGCCUUCUCAAAUGCACUCUCACUGUCUGUGAAGCUAGCAAUCUGGGAGGUGUCGCUUGAUAACUUUGUGGAGUCUAUUCAGUCAAUUCCUGAGAUGUUAAAGUCAGGGAAAAGAGUAAAGCUGUCUCGGGCAGAAGUUAUGCAAAAGAUUGGGGAGCUCUUUGCACUAAGGCACUGUAUAAACCUGAGCUCCGACCUGCUGAUUACCCCUGACUUCUACUGGGACCGAGAAAAUUUGGAACAGCUCUAUGACAAAACCUGUCAAUUCCUGAGCAUCAACCGCAGAGUAAAGGUGAUGAAUGAAAAGCUCCAGCACUGCACAGAGCUGACUGAUCUGAUGCGGAACCACCUGAGUGAGAAGCACAGCCUGCGGUUGGAGUGGAUGAUUGUAAUAUUGAUUACGAUUGAGGUGCUGUUUGAACUUGCAAGAGUACUCUUCUGAAAUUAAGCCUACAUGUUAAUAAAAGGCGGGACUAAGAAGUGGGGAAAAAAUGACACUUGUGCUUUCAGAGAUCAGCAUAGUUGUGCUCUGAGAGUGCUUUGGAAUUGUGAUGUUUAUGACUGUAACAUUCAUUAAUAUGAAGCAGCUAUUAAAAAAAAAAAAAAAAAAAAAAAAGUUUAUUUUUAUUCACCUUAAAGAAAAUAAUGUGUGGUGUAAUAUACAUUAUUUCUGCUGAAAUUGAUUAAUAGCUAGAAUGAUCUAAAAUAUACUUUAGAUCUGAAGUUAUUAUCCCCACUGAGUAUUUAUUAUCUAUGACUGGCAUAACGUGGAGUCCACAUACACAUUCCCAGCUUACAUUUUUAACAGCUUGUCAGAUUUGAAAUGUAUUUAUUAUUAUUUUUGUAGAAGGUUUUGUUUUUUAACGUGGAAAAAGGUAAAGUCAAUGUGAA